Molecule: messenger RNA, 2296 nt
Organism: Drosophila ficusphila
Lineage: Eukaryota; Metazoa; Arthropoda; Insecta; Diptera; Drosophilidae
Gene: ERR
Product: steroid hormone receptor ERR2
Exons: 3
Coding region: 491-1969 (492 amino acids)
Biological process (GO): regulation of DNA-templated transcription
Cellular component (GO): nucleus
Molecular function (GO): zinc ion binding; DNA-binding transcription factor activity; nuclear steroid receptor activity
Source: RefSeq, a predicted model, not a curated record
UCCAGCCCUGGUUAGGUCUGGUUCACAAAAAAAAAUAACACAAUUUUAUUUUAAUCUUUCCAAUAUGCAAAUCUGUUCGAAAAUCGACCAACACAGGAUGCAGACAAUAAAUAGCAAUAAUAUAAUUUGACAUUUGCCUGCGCAAAAAAAGUUUCGUGCCUUGCCGAGUGCUAAAUCCAAGUCCAGACGCAUAAAAUCGAUGCAGAUGCUGUCUGCAUCGCUACCACAUUCUUUUGGAAAGUGCAUUAAAUCGGUUGCCAAAAACACGAUGCUCAGUAAUUUACGCUGUGAAAUCAACCAUUAAUCAAAAACACAAAAGACUCGAAAGGAUGCAACUAAGCAAAAGCUAUAGCAAUAACAAAGUGCUCGAAUCGGACCAAAAUAAAUACAUACAGACGGUCAAGGAGGCCGAUGUGUAUUGACGUUGCCCGCGCUGAAGUGAGCUGAUUACACAAAAGAUCCUCAAAACUAUUUUAUUCAAGGCUCUAAUAUGUCCGACGGAGUCAGUAUAUUGCACAUCAAGCAGGAGGUGGACACUUCUUCGGCGGGCGGCGCGGCCUCGUGCUUUAGUCCCAGUUCCAAAUCAACUGCAACGCAAAGUGGAACCAACGGCAUGAAGUCCUCACCUUCGGUUUCACCAGAGAGACAGCUUUGCAGCUCCACGACCUCCCUUUCCUGUGACCUGCAUAACGUAUCCCUAAGCAAUGAUGGUGACAGUUUAAAGGGUGGUGGAGCUGGCAGCGGCACUAGUGGCGGCGGAGGUGGAGGAGGUGGCGGUACCAGUGGAGGAAAUGCCAGCAAUCCUAGUGCUGGAACAGGAUCCGGAUCAGUAAGGGAUGAGCUUCGCCGGCUGUGUUUGGUUUGCGGAGAUGUGGCCAGUGGAUUUCACUACGGUGUGGCAAGCUGCGAGGCCUGCAAGGCAUUCUUUAAGCGCACCAUACAAGGAAAUAUUGAGUACACCUGCCCGGCCAACAAUGAGUGCGAGAUCAACAAGCGGAGGCGCAAAGCCUGCCAGGCGUGUCGAUUUCAAAAGUGUCUGCUCAUGGGCAUGCUGAAGGAGGGUGUGCGUUUGGACCGAGUUCGUGGUGGACGGCAGAAGUACCGGCGGAAUCCCGUAUCCAACUCUUACCAGACCAUGCAGUUGCUCUAUCAGUCAAACACCACCUCGCUGUGCGAUGUGAAGAUCCUGGAGGUGCUCAACUCCUACGAACCGGAUGCUUUGAGUGUUCAAACGCCUCCACCGCAGGUGCAUACAACAACCAUUGCCAAUGAUGAGGCCUCUUCCUCGUCGGGCAGCAUUAAACUUGAGUCCAGCGUUGGAGUCACGCCCAAUGGGACUUGCAUUUUCCAAAACAAUAACAACAAUGAUCCCAAUGAGAUAUUAAGCGUGCUUAGCGAUAUUUACGACAAGGAACUGGUCAGUGUAAUUGGCUGGGCAAAGCAGAUACCCGGCUUUAUAGAAUUGCCGCUUAACGACCAAAUGAAGUUGCUCCAAGUGUCGUGGGCUGAGAUUCUGACCCUGCAGCUGACCUUCCGUUCACUACCGUUUAACGGCAAAUUGUGCUUCGCCACGGAUGUCUGGAUGGACGAGUUGUUGGCCAAGGAGUGCGGCUACACGGAAUUCUACUACCACUGUGUGCAGAUUGCCCAACGGAUGGAGAGGAUUUCGCCACGAAGGGAGGAGUACUACCUUCUGAAGGCGCUGCUUUUGGCCAACUGCGACAUCCUACUCGAUGACCAGAGCUCGCUGCGCGCCUUCCGAGAUACGAUUCUUAACUCUCUGAAUGACGUUGUCUACCUGCUGCGUCAUUCAUCUGCUGUGUCGCAUCAACAGCAGUUACUCCUACUGCUGCCUUCGCUAAGGCAGGCGGAUGACAUCCUGCGGCGAUUCUGGCGGGGUAUCGCACGAGAUGAGGUCAUUACCAUGAAGAAACUUUUCCUCGAGAUGCUCGAGCCGCUGGCCAGGUGAAAUAGAUUAUGCGAGUGGCCAAUCUAGUUGAUCUAGCUGAUAAGCAAAGGUGCAAAUAUAGUCUUAAGUUGAAAGUAUACUAGCGUAGAUUAAGCGUAGGAUAAGCCGUGUAUAUAGAUAGUAAAAUACUUGUCGGGUAAGAUUAGUUCGCAGAGAAAAACUCGUUUUAAUGAUUCGUCUAAUGUAUGUUCUAAUAAUUUGAAUACAAAACAUUACACUGUUGGCUAGUGGCUAUAUCCCAGUGAUAUUGUUGUCUAUUUGGUACACUUGCGGUCAAAUAAAGUAGCACUUUGAAUUCUUAUACAAUAAAAUUGUUAUGUCCAAUGA